Molecule: messenger RNA, 1188 nt
Organism: Fusarium mangiferae
Lineage: Eukaryota; Fungi; Ascomycota; Sordariomycetes; Hypocreales; Nectriaceae
Exons: 1
Coding region: 1-1188 (395 amino acids)
Source: RefSeq, a predicted model, not a curated record
AUGGCCACUUCUGGAGAGCCCACCACCACCACCGAAGCUGCUACUACUACCACCAGCCAAGCCGAAUAUGUCUGCCUUAAGGACCCUGCUCCAGUUGGAAAGAGCUGUAACGCCCAGGGUGGUGGCCAAGGUAACCUGCAAAGACUGGGCAACGCGAAUACAUUAACGCUGGCUUCCUGCCACAACUCCUGUCAGGACAGGGCCGGGUGUGUUGCAUUUGCGCUGCAGCCUGGGUCAUGGUGCGCGUUGUGGGGUGGCUCAUUCACGGGUACCAGUGGUGGUGAAUCGGCUUGGUCUUGGUAUGACAUGGACUGCUUCUGUGACGAGUCUUCAACCACCACAAGUGGCUUGGCUACCGAGACGACAGCCACCGAAGCUACAACCAACGAACUUACAACCUCAUCUGUCGAACCCACUUCGACUACAGAGACCGCUCCUGCUACCACCACUACCACUGGUGCCGAGCUCACAUAUAGCUGCCCCGGCGGCUUUCCAGCUGGUUUUUCAUGCGACGUCAAGUUCAACCAUAUUGGCGGAUCAGUGGGACGUAUCGUCGGAGAACUUGCUGGAGAAGACGCCGCGUCACUUGAUAAUUGCGUCAAAGCCUGCGUUGCAAACAAGGAUUGCGAUUUCUUUGCCUUCUGGCCUAACACGUUUUGCGAGCUUUGGGAAGGAAACUACGAACGUAAUGAGAACGCGGCCGUGCAAUGGAGCUGGUACGAGCUGAGCUGCUUUUGUCCACCAGGGAGGGAGACGACAACGACUGAGGUUACAACGAUCGCGGCUACGACCACCGAAGCUACAACCACCGAAGCUCCAACUACUACUGAGGCUACAACCACCGAGGCUACAACUACUACUGAAGCUGCAACAACCACUACCACUGCACCAGGCGAGUCCUGCGUUAACAAUGAGAAGAGUCCCGUUCCGUCCGAUAAGGUCUGCAACAAAGAUGGCUACUGGGAGGGUACCGCCAUGGAGCUCCUGGACAGUCCAAGCGGUGUCAAAACGAUGGAGUCCUGCCGCGCGGCUUGUCAUGAUACCAGCGGGUGCACUUACUUUGCCUUCACUCCUGGUCAAUCUUGCUUUAUAUAUAGCGGCAACAUCCAGAGCGUAACUGAUCAACAGACAGACUACAUUUGGUACGACAUGGACUGCUUCUGCGACUUGGAUGAGCCAGACUACUGA